GGCUCUGAAUGAGCGCUCAUGCAAGGAUCACGAUUUAACGUUGUACGUGAAGGGGCGAAUAAGAGAACGCGUUUUGCCGGUUGUGCGCUGAACGGUGCUGGAUCGUGUUCGGGUUUGCAUGCGUCUAACGAUAGGGAUCAAAUAAACGAGGAAUGUGGGAUUUACAGAAUGCCCAACAGCGUUGGAAAAAGAUUUAAACCCACCAAAUACAUCCCGGUGUCCACUGCAGCCACACUGCUGGUGGGAUCCACUACUUUAUUCUUCGUUUUCACGUGUCCGUGGUUAACCAAGGCCAUCUCCCCUGUUGUGCCUUUAUACAAUGGCAUCGUCUUUAUCUUUGUGUUGGCAAACUUCAGCAUGGCCACCUUCAUGGAUCCAGGAGUAUUUCCCAGAGCGGACGAGGACGAGGAUAAAGACGAUGAUUUCCGAGCUCCGCUCUAUAAAAACGUGGAGAUAAAGGGAAUUCAGGUGCGGAUGAAGUGGUGCGCCACAUGCCACUUCUACAGACCUCCACGCUGCUCUCACUGCAGUGUGUGUGACAACUGCGUAGAGGAAUUUGACCAUCACUGCCCAUGGGUGAACAACUGCAUUGGCCGGAGGAAUUAUCGCUAUUUCUUCUUGUUUCUACUGUCUCUAAGUGCUCACAUGGUGGGCGUAUUUUCCUUUGGCUUGCUGUUUGUGUUGCACCACCUUGAGAGGCUGAGUGCACUCCACACUACUGUGACUCUGGUGGUUAUGUGUGUGACUGGGCUGUUCUUCAUCCCAGUUAUGGGCCUGACUGGAUUCCACAUGGUUCUAGUUGCCAGAGGACGCACCACAAAUGAACAGGUGACAGGAAAGUUUCGAGGAGGAGUGAAUCCGUUUACUCGGGGUUGUUGUGGCAACGUGAAAUACAUCUUGUGUAGUUCGCUCGCUUCUAGGUACAUCUCUGAUCCCAGGAAAAAAACUCCCAUCACUAUCAAACCACCAUUCCUCCGUCCUGACCUCUCUACCUGCCACAUUAGUGUAAAAGUCACUGAUAAUGGUAUCCAUAGUAACAUCCUACGAACCAAAUCUAAGACAAGCCUGGAUGGUGUGGAUGAUAAAGUUAUGGAUUCACAGCCACCUCUGCCACCCAAAGCAGAACGCUACAACAAACUCAAGAGUCAACUUACCUCGAGCGAAGAGAGUUCCCUGUCCAGCAAACCUGCCAAUCUGUCCACCCCAGCCAUGUACAAAUACCGACCUUCCUUCGGCACCAUGCCCAAAGUGCAGUAUCAUGCAACAGGAGAGAAGAUCGUAAUGUCUGAGAAUGGUAAGCCCUCAGCAGUUUUAGAAGAGAGAGGUCAUGAUUACCGCUCGGAACCAAAUCUGGAUCUGCCGGACUACCGCAGCACUCCACUCCAUCGAACAUACCAGUCCUCCCCGUUCCAGCUGGACUCUUUCAGCACAACAUCUCGCUCAUUCAGUCUUAAACAGGGAGUAAACAGGGCUGAUCGUGUACCACUAGAGGGCAGCAAAUCUGAAAGAGUCACUUCCACCCCUCACAAAGGAGUCUUUUCCCCUGGAACACUUUCCGGCCGCAAUGGGAGUCUCUCAUAUGACAGCUUGCUGACCACCAGUAUAACUCCCUCUGUGGGCGAGUGUGCUGCCCACCCAGGAGUGCCCUCCAUGGGGUUCCAUUCACCCUACCUGCCCACUAAAAUGUGCCAUGUGCGAGGGCCAGAGCUUCAACGGCAUGUCGGCCCACCUUCCUACAGCCCUGUUCAUGUAGGAGCAAUGUAUGGGCGGCAGUCGCCACUUUUGAGAGACCAUGAGCGAGACCCCUCACCCGUCCGCUACGACAACCUGUCCAAAACCAUUAUGGCCUCCAUUCAGGAGAGGAAAGAGCUUGAGGAGAGGGAGAAGCUCAUGCAUCGACCAGUGGCCUACGGCAAUGAUUCGGGUGUGUUUGAAACCUGCAGUGGAACUGCCUAUGGACUCCCACAUGGGGUGUGCUACCCUGAUGGCCCCAGAGGGCCUGGUUCCAGAGAGCCCACUCCACCUGUGUGUGGCUCUCGAGAUAACUUGAUGGGGGUUGGAGUGGUGGGAUAUGGUCCCCGAACUCCUGUUCUUCGUUCUUCAGCUUCCUCGCUCUCAAGAGUGCAGAAAUCUUCCACUACGUCCCUCCACACUGAUGGAGGUAAUGGGGGAAACAUGCAGGGAAGAACAGUUGAACACCAAUAUUACUCCCCCGUGCACCACACCCAUCACUCACCGACAGUUGUACCCCGUUCUCCCUCAUACACACAUCAGAAGGUCGCCUUCAUAAGCGCCCUGGAGAGGGCAGACUCGCCACGUCUGGGUACAAGAGAGGACCUGGGUCAAGGUAAACUCAAUGGGCAACUAAAGGUCCAAGCACGUGACUGCCAUCUAGGGACACCUACUGGUACUCCACUGAGUCCCAGCAGACACACCAAUGUCAAAAAGGUCACGGGCGUGGGUGGAACUACAUAUGAGAUUUCCGUUUGAUGGACAGGUAGAAGAGCCACUCCCUGUGAGGAAAAGCACUGCCAUAGCAACACCACCUCCACUUGUGCUCAAGGAAAGAGUUUGUCUUUCCUUUUACUGUUCUUUAAUAUACUUGAACUGGCCAAUCAGGAGGCCCUCAGUCUUUGGCUGGUCUGAUCAGAGAACGUUUUGCAUUGGCCCCUUCUAAUCUGAAAGAGAUGGUCCUGCAAAUUUCCGUUUGGCCCCAUGUAAAAUAGAACAGGAGCCGUUUUGACCAAGGAGCAUUGUGUGUUUUCGUAUGUAUCAGUCAUCAGAGGACAUCACACACACUCCAUAAAAUACUGGUUUUAAAGCCUAAUAUUGAAAUGUAGAAAAUACACCAUCAAGGGCUGAAUAUGUACAGUGUCCAGGCCAAUUGUUUGUAUAUAAAAGGUCAAAGGUCACUUAUUGAACGCAAAGGUGCUCAGUAUGCUGAUCUAUUUGUCUCAGUAACCUUUCCACACACUUGAAUGUGGUUGUAAAGUAUUUGUAGAUGUCAGUAAAUCUAUUACAACUACAUUUCUAUAAUUUUACUGAUCUAACAAUCAGGGUUUUUCCUCAUUUCAAUUCAAAUAAUUUGCCAGUUAAUCUACCUGACUCCAAACCAACCAUAACAGCACUUGUGUACUUUAAAAACCUACAGAAGCUUUAUUUUUUCAAUAUGGUGAUCAUUGAGAUAUUUGAUCAUGUUAAACUAUAAGCUGCCAUAGAAAUAAACAUAUAUGUGUAUAUAUAAUAUUAAAAAGGGGUGGGGGGGACGACAAAGUUCAGUAUGUUGACUGAAUACUGGCCAUUAUAACCAGUCUGUUAACAUUUUCUUUUAAACUUUGUUUUACUUUGGAAAAGUAUUUUAUAGUGGAAAAGAUAUAGAAGUGAAUAUGAAAACUGAAACACACCUCUAUUAUCAGUACUGGCCACAUGUUAAAGCCAUAUGCCAUGUUUUACAGUUAAAUUCUUUGUCUUUCAACAAACACUUUAACAAUCUUUUAUAACAUAAAGGAAGUGCUGAGUUAAAGAUGAAUGAUCCAGGUGUACUACAAUUAAGGUCCACAGUCUCCAAGUUGCAUUAUUAUUAUUAUUAUAUUUUUAAAACCCAACCUUCAAUAAUUUGGUAUAUUACAAUAUUUUUUUAUCCUAAAAAAAUUAUAUAUAUAUCAGAAGUGGGUGUUUGUAAUUUGAGUGGAUUUUUGUUUCUUCCAUAUUUUAUAAUUUAUAUGUAUAAAUUAGUUAGUAUUCAUUGCCAUUUUGAGUUGUAGAAAGUAGUACUUCUGGUUAAGAUUUAUGAUCAUAGUAAAAUAAUGAUGAAAGAGAAUGAAGCAAUGUUGAUAUAUGUACAACAGUUUUGGAAAAUUAGUUUAAAAAAAUUAUACAUGAAGUGAAAAUACCUUUUUGAAAUUUGAAAUGCUGGAUCCAUUUGAUAUUUUUUUUAAACUUUUUUUCAAGUUGUCUUAAUUGAAUACAUAUUAAACGUGAUUACUGGUCCUUAAAAAAAGUAAAAGCUAUUAAUUGCUAAUUGCUUCUUAUGUCCCUUUAAUGUCAUUCAGUUUUGCAAUAUCUAACAUGCUCUUGUAAUAAUAACAGGCAAGGGAAGAAUCAUUCAAGAUAUAAUGGAAUGGGGAAUUCAGAAAAUUAAAAUGUUACCCCAAACAUUUCAACCAACAUAAAAUGAUUGAGUGAUUUUAAAGUGUGUGGUUUUUUUUUUUUU
Messenger RNA from Xyrauchen texanus (razorback sucker), 4213 nucleotides. RefSeq names its product palmitoyltransferase ZDHHC8B-like. Gene Ontology annotation, biological process: protein palmitoylation. The transcript is spliced from 11 exons. Gene Ontology annotation, molecular function: palmitoyltransferase activity. The coding region runs from base 19 to 2490 and encodes 823 amino acids. NCBI's taxonomy places the organism in Eukaryota, Metazoa, Chordata, Actinopteri, Cypriniformes, Catostomidae. The record is from RefSeq and is a predicted model, not a curated record.